Messenger RNA from Labeo rohita (rohu), 1377 nucleotides. RefSeq names its product GTPase IMAP family member 7-like. Lineage: Eukaryota; Metazoa; Chordata; Actinopteri; Cypriniformes; Cyprinidae. Gene Ontology annotation, molecular function: GTP binding. The transcript has 2 exons. The record is from RefSeq and is a predicted model, not a curated record. The coding region runs from base 1 to 1377 and encodes 458 amino acids.
AUGGAUCACCGGAGUCGACAUAGACAAUCUGCCAUUACUGGUACUGAGAAGAAAUCCAAUGACAUAAGGAUUGUGUUAAUUGGAAAAACUGGAGUGGGGAAGAGUGCAACUGGAAACACCAUUCUGGGGUGCAAAAUAUUUCAGUCUGAGGGCUGCGCAACAUCUGUAACGAAGGAGUGCCAAAGAGAGAGUGGAGAGGUCUGUGGGCGAUCUGUGACUGUGGUGGACACACCAGGACUCUUUGACACAACUCUCAGCAAUGACGAGAUCCAGCAGGAGAUCAUGAAGUGCAUCGAACUAUCAGCUCCUGGACCUCAUGUGCUUCUGUUAGUGAUCGCUGUCGGCCCAUUCACACAGGAAGAGAGAGAAACCAUUCAGCUCAUCAAGAUGACUUUCGGACAGAAAGCAGAGACCUACACUAUGGUGGUGUUCACACGUGGAGAUAAUCUUGGAAAUAGUAUUGAAGACUACAUUAGGAAAGGUGAUCCCCACCUCCAGGAGCUGAUCCAUGACUGUGGAGGAAGAUAUUAUGUAUUGAAUAAUAAAGAGGAUAACCCUGCUCAAGUCAAGGGUCUAUUAAAGAAGAUUGAUAAGAUGGUGUCAAAAAAUAAUCACACUUUCUAUAAUGAUCAAAUGUUUCGGGAGGCAGAGAGAGCACUCAGACUAUUCCAGCAGUACAAGAGGAGAGAAGAGGAGGUCAGAAAAGAGAUGAAGACCAUUAAAAUUAAAUAUGAGUCUGAAAUUCAAGAAAUUAAAGAGAAACUACAGGAGGAAAAAUUCAAAGGAAAAAGGAGGGAAAUGAUGAUCAAGCUGAAAUAUGGCACACUGUCUAGAAAACAUAAAGGAAAAACAGAUACAGCGAUAGAAACAACACAUGGUGCAACAGGAGGAGAAUUUGAACAAGACUGCAAGAAAAUUAUAAAAUGGAAAGGCAUUAAAAUUGGAAAUAUCACAUGGAGAAAAAAAGAAACACAACAAAGGCAAAGGGCUGAAAUGUAUUUUGAAGAAAAUGAAGCAAAAGAAACUUCAAGUGGAGAAGAGGAAAGAGAUGCAAUAAAACAUAUAGAUCAGACGAUCAGCAAAGAUACUGACACACCUAAUAAAGACAACACCCUCAUAAAAUCAGGAGAUAAUAUUGAGCAAGCAAACAUGGAUUUUCCUAAAUUAUCAGAGAAUUUGAGGGAAACAGUAAAAGAUAAAUUUUUGCUCCAGAAGAUAAAUGAAAUGGAGGAACACAUGCAGCUGAUGGCAGAUGACAUAAGAAUGUACAGAGACAUCACUGGGAUUCUUGCUGCAGAAGUCAAAAGAAUUCAAGAAAGAAAUUCGGAUAAUAUUAACAGAUUUCAAAAGAAUCAUGGAAAAUGUGUGCUUCAAUAA